AUGACUGCCAAAAUCUUUCUCACAGGGGCCACCGGCUACAUUGGAGGUGAUGCUCUGUACCAAUUAUACAAGAAAUAUCCCGACUUCGAAUACGCCCUCCUAAUCCGUUCGGAUGACAAGGCAAAGAAGGUCCUUGAGAAGUAUCCUACAGCCCGGAUUGUUCUCGGCGGCCUCGAUGACUCCGAGACCCUCGAGCGCGAAGCUUCGUGGGCAGAUAUAGUCAUCCACACCGCCGACUCAUCAGACCACGCGGGCGCCGCAAAUGCUAUCUCCAAGGGUCUUGUACAAGGGCACUCGCCUUCCCGUCCAGGAUUCUGGUUGCACACUGGCGGUACUGGAAUCCUGACCUACUUCGAUUCCGAGGUGAAGAAGGUGUUUGGAGAGUUGGACGACAAGGUCUUCAACGAUUACGAGGGCAUUGAAGAGGUCGUCAACUUGCCGGCCGCCGCCUUCCAUCGCAACGUGGACGAGAUCGUCCUCAACACCGGUAGAAAUCACGCCGACUCGGUCAAGACGGCGAUUGUCUGCCCGCCAACGAUCUACGGUGAGGGACGCGGGCCCAUCUCUGGCCGCGGGCGACAAGUCUACGAGCUCGCAUUCUUCAUCCUGAAGCAGAAGUAUUCUCCUCGCAUCGGCAAGGGCCUCUCUCGGUGGAACAAUGUCCACGUCCACGACCUCAGCAAGGUCUUCGAGCUUCUUGUGGGCGUUGCCCUGGACCCGUCCCGGAAAGACGACACCGAGGUGUGGGGGGCCCAUGGCUACUUCUUUACCGAGAACGGGGAGCAUGUAUGGGGCGAUUUGUCUAAGACCAUUGGCCAGGAAGCCCACAAGCAAGGCUUCAUCAAGGAUGCUGCUCCCGAGGUUCGAGAGUUGUCUUACGACGAGGCCGUCAAAUCGCCCGCAGGGUUUGAAGCGGCUAGCUGGGGUAUGAACUCGCGUGGUGCGGCUGUACGAGCAAGGAAGGUACUUGGCUGGAAGCCGCAGGAGAAGAGCAUUGAGGACGAGGUUCCGACCAUUGUCCGAUCUGAAGCAGCAAGGGCUGGGCUUAGAUGA
Molecule: messenger RNA, 1053 nt
Organism: Colletotrichum higginsianum IMI 349063
Lineage: Eukaryota; Fungi; Ascomycota; Sordariomycetes; Glomerellales; Glomerellaceae
Product: Nucleoside-diphosphate-sugar epimerase
Exons: 2
Coding region: 1-1053 (350 amino acids)
Source: RefSeq, a predicted model, not a curated record